Molecule: messenger RNA, 1017 nt
Organism: Acanthisitta chloris (rifleman)
Lineage: Eukaryota; Metazoa; Chordata; Aves; Passeriformes; Acanthisittidae
Gene: BIRC7
Product: baculoviral IAP repeat containing 7
Exons: 6
Coding region: 1-1017 (338 amino acids)
Biological process (GO): negative regulation of apoptotic process; regulation of cell cycle; positive regulation of protein ubiquitination
Cellular component (GO): cytoplasm; nucleus
Molecular function (GO): cysteine-type endopeptidase inhibitor activity involved in apoptotic process; ubiquitin protein ligase activity
Source: RefSeq, a predicted model, not a curated record
AUGGGGGAUGCAACACCAGCAGAAGAGACUGAGCUCAGGGCUGCUUGCUGCCAGCUCUUUGAUUCCAGCAUGAGGAGUGUGGCAAGAAGACUGAGGACUUUCCAGCGCUGGCCACAAAACUCACCUGUAUCUGCCCAAGAACUGGUCGAGGCUGGGUUUUUCUUUGUGGGUCCCAGUGAUGAAGUGCAAUGUUUCUGCUGUGGUGGUGUCCUGAAGGACUGGAGACCUGGUGAUUGCCCAAUAAUGGAGCAUCUGAAUUUCUUCCCUUCCUGUAAAUACAUCUGUGGUGAGGAUGUUGGGAACCAAAACAUGUUCUCCCUUGAGGGAAUCUUUGAUACUGUGGAUGGGCAGCUCCUCAGUGUUUUGCAGGGGAUAGUCAGUGAGGAUACAGCCCUGCUCAGCCAACCAGAGUACCCAGAGAUGAUCAGAGAGGAGAUGAGACUGUCAACAUUUCAGAACUGGCCACAACAUACCAACAUGCAACCAGAGCAACUGGCUAGAGCAGGGUUCUUUUACACAGGAGAAGAUGAUGUAGUGAGGUGUUUCCACUGUGAUGGAGGUGUGAGGAACUGGUCAUAUGGGGAUGAUCCUUGGUCUGAACAUGCCAAAUGGUAUCCAGGGUGUGAAUUUUUGUUGCAGUCAAAGGGGAGAGUGUUUGUUAACAGUGUUCGGGCAACGUUUUCUACCACCCUGCUAACUCCAAGACUUUCCUGGGAUCAGACUGAACAAGACUCUUCUCCUUCCCAAGAUGCUGUUGAGAGAGCGACUGGAACAUCAAGAGAAGAAAGACAAUCCGUGCAGCAAAAGGACUCAGAUGAGUCUCAGCUGAGCGCAGAAGAACAGCUCCGCCGCCUGCGAGAGGAAAGGACGUGCAAAGUGUGCAUGGACAGAGAUGUGUCUGUUGUGUUUGUUCCUUGUGGCCACCUGGUAGCUUGUGGAGAAUGUGCCCUCAAUUUGAGAUUGUGUCCCAUCUGCAGAGCAGUCAUCCAAGGGAGUGUGAGGACUUUCAUGUCCUGA